GGUACUCGAACAAGACCUCAGUCAGGCGGGUUCUGUAAUGCUGGAGCCGUUGGCCACCUCCGUCAUCAACACCCUCCUGUCUGGACGACCUCUCACUGGACACCCUUCCGCUUCCCAAUCUAUGAGAAUGGCAGUGAAGACAGUCGGCUCGACUCUUCCGCCGGAUUUCUUCACACCUCGUCCGAGGCGCGUAAAGGGCAAGGAGAGGGCUGCACCCGGAGUUGACUUCCCGACGUGCGUGGACGUGACUGCAUUGAAUGCUGCGAAUGCGCCACCGCCUUGUACAGGGGUCAAGCGAACAUCUUCCAUUCGCAGCAAUGCCAGUCGAAUGCGAGCGCGCCGACUAUCUAUUAGGAAGCCUAUGCAUGCUCCGAUUCGUGACCCCCUGCCUUCAUUCAAGCCCUUCGCAAGACCGGUGGGCAUAGUGCAGCAGCGUUACGCUUCGAGCCUCCCACAACCCAUCGGAGCUUCCGGGUCGUCCACGCCAGUGCGGCAUACGGAUCGAUGGUACCAGACAAUACGGGACUACUCCGCAGGGCGCACAUCUGACCUAGAGGAAGCCUGGCGUGCUUUCGAAGACCUCUGCCGAAGCGACGGCUGCGCAUCUUUAUCGCUGCUUGACUUGUUCCAUUUUGGGUCUGCAAUCGUCACCGCGGUCGGAAACCACGACCUCGAUAGCAUCUCCCCGGAGUGGUUGUCUCAGAUGGGGGAAAGGUUAGCCGAGGUUGUGGAACGGUUGUCUCCACGAAUGACAAAGGAGUCGUCGACCCUUGACAAGUUACGCAUGUACUGUUUAUCGGUCGCCAGCGCCGCUAUGAAGGAUUCGUUUGACGUCGCAAACGAGAGGCUGGACAAGUUGCUCGCGGCGCCGGUCGAGCCCACCCAUUACAAACAUGUCGCCCAGAUGCUCGCGGUCCAUUUCACUGCUCUCUAUAUUCACCAUUCCGCUCUGUCCGCCUUCGAGAUUUUGUUGCAACAUUGGUCGGGGAUCAACUCGUAUCUCCCAGAAUGGCUGCCCGUGGAGCUCCUUGAACGUGCACGGGGAGAUUGGCGGAGACUUCGCGAACGGGUCGCCGACAUCGUCUACCGCGAAGAGCAGCCAACGAUGACAUUCGUCAACUGGAAACCUCGAAUGCAACAACACCAGUGGCAACAAGUGGGGGAGUAUCUCGUAGACGUCUUCUCCGAGAAGAGCGAGGGCGGUGUCGCCUUCGAUAUCAUGGAAACCAUAAAGAUGCAGAAGCUAGGCGUUCGAGUGCAGUUGCAGCUCAACGUCGUCAAGGCACUUGUCAGGGACGACCUAUUCGAGCAGGCCAAUGUCCUCUUCGCGUCUUUGGCGGAGCACAUGGGCACGGACAGGGCCUUUGACACGUAUCUGGAGGUCGGCUUAUACCUCCAUGCCCACCUGGGCGACGUCGAACGAGCACAGGAGUACUAUGAACGUCUUAUCCAGCGAGAACAGGUCAGCACAAGACACGUGGCACUUCUGCUACAUGCGCACGCUGUCAAUGGCAAUGCGAAUGGCGCCACGGAGCUCUUCUACCACUUCUUCCCCCCCGCAUCGUCAAACUCACAAGUAGAACCGCCGAAUAUCUAUCAUUAUACGUCUGUCGUUCUCGCCUUUGCGAGGAGGGCAGACCUCUCCGGCAUGAACACCUGGCUUGCGAACAUGGUCAAGGCAGGCAUAGCACCGGACGCCCACGUAUAUGCUAUCAUUCUCAAAUGUCUUGCGCAGCGAGGAGACCUCGAGCACGCAGCCGAGGUCUUAGCCCAGAUGCGUGCAUCGGGCGUUCCUCCGUCGCGGCACGCCUACACGAUCAUGUUCACACUCCUCGCGGAUCGGAAGGACGCCCUGGCCGCCGAGGAGCUCUACAAACAAGCCAUUCGCGAGCAGGUCGUCCCCGACCGGGUGAUGAUAAAAACCCUCAUGCAUGUUUACGUGCGGGCCAGUGACUGGCAGGGCGUCGUUCGUACCUUCGACUACCUCAAGUCCUCUAGCCACCUGGGUAUACGACUGAACAUCGGGGUAUACAACACGCUUCUCCAGGCCUACGUCUCCAUCGGGGCGCCUUUCCGCGUCGUUGCGAAUCUCUUCCAGCGGAUUGAAGAGACCGGUCUGCGGCCGAACGCGCAUACGUUCGCCUUGCUCAUCCAGUCUGCGUGCGACUCCGGCCUCAUGUGGAUCGCGAAAGACCUCUUCGCAGAAAUGAUGAGGCUCAGGAAGGACUGGCAGUUGCACGCCCGGACCAAUGUCUACAUACACACUAUCAUGAUGGCUGGAUGGCUUCGCGCCGGGAAUACGAUACGGGCGAAGCAGGUGUACGACCGCAUGCGGAAGCGCGGCAUUCAGCCCAGCGCGGCGACGUAUGCGGUCAUCGUGAAGGAGUACACCCGCGACAGGAGUGGCGCUGGCCUGCAGAUUGCCCAGGAGUUCAUUCGCACCCUUGUGACGGCGGAUCCGGAGGCGCAAACGUGGAUGAAGACCAGCCGCAGUCGGAGAGAUGCGCUGAGCACUCUCUAUGCGCCGCUAUUGUCAGCGUAUGCUCGUCGUGAGCGGCCAGAAGUUGUGGAAGAACUCGUCGCUCAGAUGGAACAGGUGGGCGGUUCGCAUUCGUUUAGGACCGACAUUCAGAUACUCGAUGCAUAUCGCCGCGUGGGGAACAGUAACGCUGUCCGUGAACUGUGGACUCGCAUGUACGAGGACGCCGUGAGACGGACCCAGCUCAAUAUCCUGAUCACGGACUCCGUCAAGGACAGUCCACCCGACCUCCGAAGCCUUGGAACCACACUAUGUGCCCCGCUCUCUAUCUACAUUGAUGCCAUGUCAGCCGCAGGCUUCCACGCCGAGGUCGCGCAGACUUGGGCGCAGCUCCAGAAGGCCAAGUUCGUCUUCGACGCGCACAAUUGGAACCAUCUCGCCGUGGCGCUCAUCCGCGCUGGCGAACCCGAACGCGCGUUUCGGGUAGUCGAGAACAUCAUCAUUCCAGUUCGACAACACUUGAUUCGUUCGGUCACAGGAAAACGCGAUCGCACUCCGACCUCUCCUAUCCUUGAAAGGCCGGUCGAUCAAGUCUUGGAAGAGGAUAAGGAGUCGGGAGAUGACAUGGACCCCGCGGACAAAGGUCCGGAUGGGGGGGUCCUCACCAUCCCGUUCCAAAGGCCGUACACCUCAGAGCGCAGAGCGCGAGUAGCGAUUGCAGCCACACGAAAGGGCGGUGAUGACCUAGAGGUCGGCAAAGACAAUGACUUCGCGCAUGGCCUGCAUAUGCUCUACCAAAAAGCGUCGACGUGGCACGAUUGGCAGCCUCACACGAUUGUCUUCGCCAUGCUCGCCGAGGUCUUGCGCCACCUGUCGCGCGGGAGACUAGUCCAACCUGUGCGCCCCGCGGACGCUGAGCGCGAUCAUGCCCCUACUGUGCAGGAACUCAGGCAGCGCAGAGCUCAAGCCUCGCAGAUCCUUCAGCGCAUCUACGAAACAUGCCCUCAGGCGGUUGCUUUACUGGAGAAGACCACAACGCGGAAGGGCACAGCGAGGAUGAAGAGGGCAGCAGGGCAGAUCCGGCGUGAUAGCACGGUGAAUUACUAGUCGUGGCAAUGCACUUCUGGCUACAGGCAGCGGCAGCGGCAAGGCUUGGUACGGGAAACUGUCCAUAUACUAUAGCGGGGUAUCAACAACGGUCAAGCAUCGUCGGACUCCUCCCCGCCCGACCCCUCGGAGCCGCUGCGCGGUCGUUUACGACUCUGCUUCGUGGAGGUAUUCCGAUUACGCUGCACGCAUCGACGUCAGCGUCGUACAGUGCGGAUGAGGGUACUGUGCGGUCGACUCACGAGAGGUAACUUCUGGCCUUGGUUCCCGAGAGCUAUCGAGAGGGCGGUAGUUUCUGUGGAUCGCAAGCUCUAGGACGAGCCUUUCCAAUGUAGUGUAGCGAUAGGUGUACUCACCUGGCACGCCAGGGAAGCGUUUCGCGGAGUAGACAAUGAACGGCUCGGUGAAGGUUUGAGCAAGAAUCUUAGAGAAUCCAGUGUUAAUGAAGCGCGAUCCAGGCUCAGGUGCUGGGGAU
This is a messenger RNA of Rhodofomes roseus, 4061 nucleotides long. RefSeq lists its product as uncharacterized. Bases 38 to 3586 code for a protein of 1182 amino acids. Lineage: Eukaryota; Fungi; Basidiomycota; Agaricomycetes; Polyporales; Fomitopsidaceae. The record is from RefSeq and is a predicted model, not a curated record. Gene Ontology annotation, molecular function: protein binding. The transcript is spliced from 2 exons.